AUGCAGCUCUCAGUCUUGCUCAUGGCCACUUUCGUCGCCCUUGGCGUUGCUCAUCCAGGCUUUAACUGGCUCCAAGACAGGACUGGCGCAUGCCCCGCCGGUCAUGAAUGCAACACUUCCAGCCAUACAGAGGACUGCUGCUGGCUUGGAGAUGUCGGCUGCUGCUACGAAUGCAAAGAGGGGUCUGAUGCCGCUUGCGUGGCAGAGGUUACCGAGUAAAUCUCCCGACAAUCUUGAUCGAGGUGGCCAAGAUACGCUUUCGCCUCCCUAGGUAUCACUGCAUCGAAGGAGGACUGGUGGGGAGAUUUUUGGACUAUCCUAUAGCAAUGGUCACCUGUCGCUUUUCUUUCUAAUUUUUACAAACGGAUUUUGUGAGAAAAACGAGGAUUCGUUACCUAGCCUUUAGCCUGAGUAGUUUCACAAUACAACGCUAUCUCACCCUGACCCAAUU
Molecule: messenger RNA, 451 nt
Organism: Pyrenophora tritici-repentis Pt-1C-BFP
Lineage: Eukaryota; Fungi; Ascomycota; Dothideomycetes; Pleosporales; Pleosporaceae
Source: RefSeq, a predicted model, not a curated record